This is a messenger RNA of Emiliania huxleyi CCMP1516, 555 nucleotides long. RefSeq lists its product as hypothetical. Bases 1 to 555 code for a protein of 184 amino acids. The record is from RefSeq and is a predicted model, not a curated record. NCBI's taxonomy places the organism in Eukaryota, Haptophyta, Isochrysidales, Noelaerhabdaceae. The transcript has a single exon.
AUGCUGCUUCUGACGCUGUCCUCGCCAGCUCUCCUGCCUCGUCGUGCCGCGCUCGACCUUGCGGCGUCGGCAGGAAUCACGACGCUGCUGCCGCCGCUGCCCGCCGCUGCAAAGGCUGGCACCUUCGCAAAUAUGGACGGCUCCAAGUCGUCGAUGGCGGCUGGCGAUGCCUCCAACGCGUGCCUCUUCGCCCAGCCUGGCUCGGGGAUAUGCAUGGUGUACGAGAGCAGCGAGCCGAAGCUGUACUCGACGCCUGACCAGCGUGCGGCGCUCGAAAAGCUGCGGGCGGCCGCUGAGAAGCUCAGCGGACUCGGCGAGCUCAUCGCCUCGUCGCGCUGGACUGCGAUAUCGCAGCUGCUGGGCGGCAGCCGAGACCUACGUGAGGCCGUCGGAUUUCUCACGGACGACGAUGUGUCGAAAAAGGCGGCGAAGAAGGUCUUCCUGGACCUCGACGGCGUGGCUCUUGGAGCGAGCAAAAGGGACGGCAAGGCGGCGCAACUGUACUUUGCUUCGUAUUCGCGGGACAUGCCCGAGCUGUUGAAGCUGCUGAGGUAG